Messenger RNA from Spodoptera litura, 1350 nucleotides. RefSeq lists its product as uncharacterized. The record is from RefSeq and is a predicted model, not a curated record. NCBI's taxonomy places the organism in Eukaryota, Metazoa, Arthropoda, Insecta, Lepidoptera, Noctuidae.
CAAUGUUCAAAAUUCAAACGAAUGUCAAAAUUGCCAACAGCAACGGUUAUUCGCGUGUUGUUAUUUUCGUUUUGAUAAAUGAAAACUCAAAUAAAUGUGAAGUAUUAUAAUUAACAUUAAUAGAUGUGACUAGAAAAGUGUUUUAUUUAACAUUAUCUUAAGUUAAAGAGAAGAAUAAACGAGCAAAAUGCAGGGCGUCUCCAAAAACAAGCUAUCAGAACUCCAAAUGAUUAUAACUCGGAUGCCGCUAGAAGUGUUCUGUGUAACCGCACUCCCUGAGUUUGGUGUCCGAUGGAAGGAACUAUCCAAAGCUGUGCGCAAUGCACGGUUACCGAUGCAGCCGGCCAGUGUAGCCAGGGUGCUGUGCAGACAUGUGUCCAAGGCAUUAACAAUUGAUGAAAUUGAAGAUAUUGUUGCGAGGUUGCGGUUGAAAUUGGUAGCCACCCAGCCUCGCAUGUGGCACGUGAUAAGACUCUGGGAGAAGACCACGGAGGAACCAGUCACCGUCACCAUGAGAGCAGUCCCCGGCAGGAUCACACAGGCGUUGAGAAAGAGCAAGAAGACCAUGAGGCCGGAGGUACAAACAGUCCUCUUAGGUGACAUGCUGUACCUCAGCAUACAACUUGUCUCUGAACACAGGUCGGGCUCCGCCCUCUACGUGGCGACGCCCCCCGGGGAGCCCGUGGCUUUGGUCUCUAGCGUCAACACGGUUGGACUGAUCAAGGCGACUGUCGAAGGACUGGGCUACAAAUCUUACGAAAUCGCAGACCUCCACGGCCGCGAUAUACAAUCCCUCCUCCGCAUAAAUGACCGUGCCUGGAAUGCGAACGCCGACCACCUAGCAGAGAUCCCCGAAUACGCCCCUACCCCAGUAAUCACCGACACUGGCAUAGACUAUACAUACAAAGCGUAUGACGAGAACUACGUGGAAAAUAUCCUCGGACCUAAUCCGCCUAAAAUAACGGAUUUAACGAUAAAGACUUCUAAAUCUUUCUUCGAUAGAAGUCGUUUGGACAAGAAUAUUAAUAUGACUAUUCAAAUCAAGACUGAAGACUUGGCGAAAUCCUUGAAAUCUUGGGUCUCGAAAGGCGCCAUAGCUCCGACGUCGGACUUGAUUAAGAUUUUUCAUGAACUUAAAUCGAAUAAGAUUAGUUAUACUAGGGACGAUGAUUGAGUUGUCUUUAUGUUGUCUGCAUUGUAGGCAACGUUGUUUUUUUUUAGAAAAAAGGAAAAUGUGUUUUUAUUUCGUUUGCGGAAAUACAUACUUCAAUAACAACUGGCAAAAUAUUUAGUUUUAACUCGUGUCGCAUCUCAUUUUUUUAUAGAAUACUAGCUUUUACCCGCGCCUUC